GUGUGUGUGUGUGUGUGUGUGUGUGUGUGUGUGUGUGUGUGUGUGUGUGUGUGUGUGUGUGUGUGUGUGUGUGUGUGUGUGUGUGUGUGUGUGUGUGUGUGUGUGUGUGUGUGUGUGUGUGUGUGUGUGUCAUGGCAGUUUUAUGUAGAAUAUCUUAUCAUCUCAGGUAUGAUCCAUUGGUUCUGCCUCAGGUACUGUGCUUGUCUCUGUCUGCGCUGUCACUGCCCUAUACUGGCUGCUGUCACAGAACCUGUCAUUCCCACAAAUACCAGGAUGAUGAGUAGAUUCUUGGCGACAGGGGACCCCUACAGGACCAUCGGAUUCAGCUUCCGAGUUGGAUGGUCUACGGUGGCAGGCAUUGUCCCCUCUGUGGAACAAGCCAUUUGGGACUGUCUGGUUGGUAAAUACAUGCCUGGCUGGGGAGACGCACAGGAGGCCUGGAGCGUGGAGCCGGCACAGGACUUACCGGGCUGGGGAGACGCACAGGAGGCCUGGAGCGUGGAGCUGGCACAGGGCGUACCGGGCUGGGGAGACGCACUGGAGGCCGGGUGCGUGGAGCUGGCACAGGACGUACCGGGCUGGGGAGACGCACUGGAGGCCGGGUGUGUGGAGCCGGCACAGGACGUACCGGGUUGGGGAGACGCACAUGAGGCCUGGAGCGUGGAGCUGGCACAGGACGUACCGGGCUGGGGAGACGCACAGGAGGCCUGGAGCGUGGAACCGGCACAGGACGUACCGGGCUGGGGAGACGCACAGGAGGUCUGGAGCGUAGAGCUGGCACAACGUGUCCUGGACAGAUGGCACAGGACGUACCGGGCUGUGGAGGCGCACUGGAGACACGGUGCGUAGAACCGGCACACAUUGUACCGGAACAAUAGCACCCUCCUCAAAGUGAGUGCAGAGAGCCGACACAGGUGGCAUUAAACUGAGGACACGCUCCUUAGGGCGAAUGUCGUGCCUCAUGCACCAACACAACAGCUUUCUCAUAACUCUCUCCUCCAAUUUCCCCAUCAACUCACUGACUGUCUCUGAUUCACUCCCUUCACUCCCCUCCAAGUUCACCUUCCUCUCCCAGACUGGCUCUGGUUCACCCCUCGGCUCCGCCGACCACCCCGUGUGGACUGGCUCUGGUUCACCCCUCGGCUCCGCCGACCACCCCGUGUGGACUGGCUCUGGUUCACCCCUCGGCUCCGCCGACCACCCCGUGUGGACUGGCUCUGGUUCACCCCUCGGCUCCGCCGACCACCCCGUGUGGACUGGCUCUGGUUCACCUCUCGGCUCCGCCAACCACCCCGUGUGCCUCCCCCCCCAAAUUUUUUUUGAGGCUGCUUCUUGAGGCUACGUCGUGGCCGCGAACCCCGGUGUCGUCACUGUCCCUCCCUCGCUGCUUCCGUCUGCUCCCAUGGAAGGCAAUCCUUUCCGGCCAGGAUUUCCUCCCACGUCCAGGAUCCUUUCCCGUCCAAUAUAUCCUCCCACGUCCAGGAUGUCUGCUCCUCCUGGGCACGCUGCUUGGUCCUGGGAUGGUGGGAUCUUCUGUCAAGAUCGUCUGUAGAAUAAAUGGACCAAGGCGCAGCAUGCGUAGAGUUCCACAUGUUUAAUAAAUGAAACUCACCAAAACAAUACAGAACAGAACAAACGUGAAGCUAUGCAGUGCUCACAAGCAACAAUACAUAAACAAGAUCCCACACACAACAGGUGGAAAAAAGGCUGCCUAAAUAUGAUCCUCAAUCAGAGACAACGAUAGACAGCUGCCUCUGAUUGGGAACCAUACCAGGCCAACCUAGAAAUACAAAAACUAGAGUCCCCACCCUAGUCACACCCUGACGUAACCAAAAUAGAGAAUAAAAAAGCUCUCUAAGGUCAGGGCGUGACAGUUCCCCACGUCUUCGUCGGUGACGAGGCCUUCGCUUUGAGACCCAACCUAAUGAGGCUCUACGCUGGACGCCAGCUGCCAUUGCCAAAGCCUGUAAGGAUCUUUAACAAACGACUGUCCAGGAAAAAGUUAGUAGUUGAAUGCGCCUUUGGGAUUCUGGCAGCCGGUGGAGAAUGUAUCGGAGAGUGCUUGGUCUCAGCCCCUCAAAUGUCGAUGCCUGCGUGAAGGCCACAUGUGUUCUCCACAACUACCUGCGGAAGUCAUUCCAGGAGCCACUCCGGAUGGAGAUGGGCACGCCAAAUGGUCACCUACCUGAUGUCACCAGGGCAGGUGUCAACAACGCCCCCAGACAGGCACUCCAGGUGAGGGAGAAGCUGACCACCUACUUCUCAUCGCCAGCAGGUGAAGUCCCAUGGCAGUAGGCCGUGGAGUGAAACAGCUCUUUUAAGAGCCCCCUGACACAAAGGUUAUUUUAAGAACCAUCCACUGUUGUCAAUAAAAUUGCAUUUUUC
Salvelinus fontinalis (brook trout) is the source of this 2385-nucleotide messenger RNA. RefSeq lists its product as uncharacterized. The coding region runs from base 169 to 849 and encodes 226 amino acids. Lineage: Eukaryota; Metazoa; Chordata; Actinopteri; Salmoniformes; Salmonidae. The transcript is spliced from 2 exons. The record is from RefSeq and is a predicted model, not a curated record.